CUCAAGAAGGAGGAUCAAGUAGAGAGAGCACUUCUGCCUCGCAAAUUGAAAGACUUGCUCAAAGAUUUGAAAGCAUGUUUGAGAGGCAAAAUGAAGCAAUAAGGAAUGUUCAAGAGACGUUGGCAAAUAAUGCAAGAAGGCGGUCAUGUGAUCGUUCUCCACAUGUCCAUGGAGACUCUAGUAAUUCUUCAAGAGAAAAAAGAAGAAAUAGAAAAGAUGAUGAAGAAAGGAGGUAUGAUAGGUGGAGAGAUAAUAGAGAGAGGAGGAAUCAAAGAAGAAGAAGAGAAGAUGUAAGAAUAAGAGAAAAUGAGAGAAUUGGUGGAGUUAAAAUGAAGAUUCCUAGUUUUAAUAGAAGGAAUGAUGUUGAAGCAUACUUAGAGUGGGAAUUGAAGAUAGAGCAAGUAUUCUCAUGCCAUGAUUAUAGUGAAGAAAAGAAAGUAAAGGUGGCUUCCCUAGAGUUACACGACUACGCGUUGGUGUGGUGGGAUCAAAUUCAAAGGGACCGAAGGAGAUAUGAUGAGGAGCCUGUAGAUACGUGGAUUGAAAUGAAGAACCUAAUGCGUAGGAGAUUUGUUCCUACAUACUACAAUAGAAAGCUUCAUACAAAGCUUCAAGGUUUGAGGCAAGGUGGCAAAAGUGUUGAUGACUAUUAUAAAGAAAUGGAAGUUGCCAUGAUAUGAGCUAAUGUAUUUGAAGAAAGAGGAGCAACAAUGGCUCAUUUCUUAAAUGGGUUGAACCAUGACAUCCGUGACAUAGUGGAACUUCAUCCCUAUGUGGAACUUGAAGAUUUGGUUCACCAAGCUAUUAAAGUAGAAGCACAACUAAAGAGAAAGGGUACUUUAAGGAAGAAUAUCUCCUCCUAUAACUCAAAAGGAUGGAAGGAAGGAGUGAAGAAGGAAGGAACAUUAACUAAGGACAUGACUGUCCAAAGUGGUAAACAUUCACCUAAAACUUCUUUUAAUCCUACUAAUGCUUCUGUUUCUUCUACUUCUCGACAUAGGGAAAUUAAAUGCUUCAAGUGCCUUGGAAAGGGUCAUAUUGCAUCACAAUGUCCGAACAAGAAAACCAUGAUUUUGAGAGAGAAUGGUGAGAUCUCAAGUGCUAGUUCAUCUCAAUCAUCACACGCUUCAAGUGAAGAGGAUAGUGAGUUUGAAGCUUUAUGUCACGAGGGAGAUUUGCUUAUGGUAAGGCGUCUCUUGGGUAGUUUAGCUAAGGACAAUGAUACCACACAAAGAGAAAAUAUUUUUCAUUCAAGAUGUUUGGUACUUGGAAAGGUUUGUUCUCUUAUUGUUGAUGGUGGUAGUUGUACCAAUGUGGCUAGUAUUCGACUUAUUGAGAAAUUGAACCUUACUACUACUCCUCACCCCAAGCCUUAUAAGCUACAAUGGUUGAGUGAUGAAGGGGAGUUGGUUGUUAAUAGGCAAGUUUUAAUUACUUUUUCUAUUGGCAAGUAUAAAGAUGAAGUCUUGUGUGAUGUAGUGCCUAUGGAAGCAAAUCAUAUACUCUUAGUAAGACCUUGACAGUUUGACAAGAAAGCUAUUCAUGAUGGUCAUUCCAACAAGUUCACAUUUAUACAUAAAGGGAGCACAAUCACUUUAGUACCCAUGACUCCUAGUCAAGUGUGUGAUGAUCAAAUAGUCAUGAGGUUGAGAAGAGAGCAAGAGAGAAAAGAUGGAAAGAAAAAGAGUGAGCUUGAGGGAAAACUUAAAAAUAAAGGGAAAAAAGUGAGCACACUUCCAAAUGAAAAAUAUGAGAGCGAAAAGAAAAGUGAAGAAAAAAAUCAACAUGAAAUGAGAGAAAAUUUAUUUGUAAAAAAAAAGGAAGUGAGAAAAGCGUUAUUGGCCUCUCGGCCUAUGUAUCUACUUUUUUGUAAAGAAAGUCCUCAUAGUGAUUAUAUUAAUUCUUUUGCUAAUAAUACUUUGCCUAGUGGUGUUUCUUCUCUUUUGCAGGAAUUUAAAGAUGUCUUCCUUAAAGAAGUGCCUCAUGGCCUACCUCCAAUUAGAGGGAUAGAACAUCAAAUUGAUUUGAUUCCAGGGGCAACCUUACCCAAUCGACCUGCAUACAGGAGCAAUCCUCAAGAAACUCAAGAGAUUAAAAAACAAGUAGAAGGAUUGUUAGAGAAAGGA
Abrus precatorius (Indian licorice) is the source of this 2126-nucleotide messenger RNA. RefSeq lists its product as uncharacterized. The record is from RefSeq and is a predicted model, not a curated record. Lineage: Eukaryota; Viridiplantae; Streptophyta; Magnoliopsida; Fabales; Fabaceae. Bases 711 to 1520 code for a protein of 269 amino acids. Gene Ontology annotation, molecular function: nucleic acid binding; zinc ion binding. The transcript has a single exon.